Messenger RNA from Paramecium octaurelia, 395 nucleotides. Lineage: Eukaryota; Ciliophora; Oligohymenophorea; Peniculida; Parameciidae. The record is from the annotation of a GenBank genome assembly.
AUGCAUCAAAUCUAUAGUAUGAUCCAUAUUCAUAAAAGUUCUAGGUAGUGAAGAAAUAAUAUUAUUUAACCUUUGAUUCUUGGAUCUCUCAUUAGGGUUAAUUGAUAUUGACUUAAACCUUAUCUACUAUAGAUACUGGCAUUUUAUUCACUAAUUCUGAGUCAAAAAGCUUCAUCUACAAUGCCUAGUUGAUAACAAACGCAACAACUAAUCAAUUUUGGUCUACUUUAUUAGUUAAGAAUUCAUAUCUUAAUUUAUUUAUUCGACUUGAUUCGAUGUCAUUUGAUACUUAGAUUGUUUAUUCAAAAUUAGGUGAAAUACUACUAGCCUAAGUUGGAUUAAUAAUGAGUAUAUUAAUGGUUUUGAGUUUUACUUCUUGGAUUACAUAGACUUGA